CAGAGGCGUGAGAGAGACUCACAGGCUGGGUUUGGUCGCAUGUGUGCAAGAGAGAGCAGCAGGGAGAAAGAUACAAACAGGAGCAGCAAAGAGCAGAGCGGGUGUGAGGGGCACUCAGCGGCCGUGUCCACCUCCUGGCCCUAGGAUGGAGCUUCCUGCCGGCGGGCGUGCGUAGCGGUCAAAGAUGGCAGCAGACAUGUGGAUCUUCUUCGUGAUCGCUGGAUUGCUGACGGCAGCCAUCUCAGGUCACCCGUCUCCAGCUCCAUCUGGCCAGCACCACACCAGCAGUGCAGACAGCCAGACCUCAGAGCCAGGGGAGUCGCUCGGGGUCCGCCUGGUGAACGGGAGCAGCCGCUGCAGCGGGACGGUGGAGGUCCUGCUCGGGACGGCCUGGGAGCCCGCGUGCGGGGCGCCCUGGGACCGCCGCGCCGCCGAGGCCGUGUGCCGCGCGCUGGGCUGCGGCCGGGCGGGGGAGGCCGUGCAGCCCGCGCCGCCCACCCCAGAGCUGCCGCCCGGUCCGGCCGCCGGCAACGCCAGCGGGGUCCCGAACGCCACGCGGGCCCGGGCGCCCGCCGUCCUGUGCAACGACACGGAGUGGCGGCUCUGCGAGGUGGUGGAAGACGCGUGCAGCAGCGACGGGAUGCCGGCCCAGGUCACCUGUGCAGAGAACCUCACGCUGCGGUUGGUGGACGGUGGCAGCCCGUGUGCUGGCCGCGUGGAGAUGCUGGAGGACGGCCAGUGGGGUUCCGUGUGCGACGACACGUGGGACCUGGAGGAUGCCCACGUGGUGUGCCGGCAGCUAAAGUGCGGCUGGGCCAUCCAGGCCCUGCCUGGCCUGCACUUCGCCCCUGGCCAAGGACCCAUCCACCGGGACCAGGUGAACUGCUCCGGGGACGAGGCCAACCUGCAGGACUGCCUGGGGCAGCCGGGAGACGGCUACUGCGGCCACAAGGAGGACGCCGGCGUGGUGUGCUCAGAGCACCAGUCCUGGCGCCUGACGGGGGGUGCUGACCCCUGCGAGGGGCAGGUGGAGGUACACUUCCGCGGGGUCUGGAGCACGGUGUGCAACAGUGAGUGGUACCCACCGGAGGCCACAGUGCUCUGCCGGUCCUUGGGCUGUGGGACCAUGGCCAGAGUGCUCAAGGGGCUGCCCCACUCCCUGUCCGGCAGGAUGUACUACUCGUGCGAGGGAGAGGAGCCCGCCCUCUCCGACUGUGUCUGGCGGUUCAACAACUCCUUCCUCUGCAGCCAGUCGCAGGCAGCCAGGGUCCUCUGCUCAGGUUCCCGGAGUUUGCUCAAUCUGUCCACUUCUGAGGUCCCUGCAAGUGUCCAGCCGCUCACUGUAGAAUCUUCUUUGACGGUGAAUACAGAGGACUGGGUAUCUCGGGAGUUCAUGCUCCUCAUUCUCUGCAUCAUUCUGGGAAUUCUCCUCCUUGGCUCACUCAUCACCAUAGCCUUCAUCCUCUUGAGAGUUAAAGGAAAAUACGCCCUCCCCGCUAUGGUGAACCAUGAGCACGUACCCACCACCACCACAGCAGGGAUCAAUAGCUAUCAAGAUGUCCCCACCAUCAUCCCCAAAGAAGUUCCCAAUCUGCCUGUCCAGGUCCAGAACCCGCCCCCUGAGGACUCGGACUCCAGCUUGGACUCAGACUAUGAACCCUAUGACUUCAGCGCCCAGCCUCCCGUGGCCCUGACUACCUUCUACAAUUCCCAGCGGCACCGGCUCACAGAUGAGGAGGUCCAGCAGAGCAGGUUCCAGAUGCCCCCCUUGGAGGAAGGACUUGAAGAGAUGCAUGCCUCUCAGGUGCCCCCUGCCAACCCUGGACACUGCAUGGCAGACCCCCCCUCCCUGGGCCCUCAGCACCACCCGAGGACUAACAGUGGGUCCAGCACAUCCUCCGGGGAAGACUACUGCAAUAGCCCCAGCAGCAGGCUACCUCUAUGGAACCCUCAGGCUUUUUCUUCAGAGAAGAGCCCCUUCCUAGAGCCGCCCCCGAACUUGGAGCUGGCCGGCUCCCAGACAACUUUUUCUGCAGGGCCCUCGGCUGAUGACAGCUCCAGCACCUCAUCCGGGGAGUGGUACCAGAACUUCCAGCCGCCGCCCCCGCCCCCUCCUCAGGAGCAGUUGGAGUGCCCAGGAUCCCCCAGUGCCCAGUCUGAAUCCACCAACAAUGAAGACUACGAUGACAUCAGCUCAGCCUAGACCGGGCCCAGCGAGGCAGCGGGUAGCUCCCUCCCACUGGACUCCUGCUCCACCUACUCCCCUCUCCCACCCCGUCCAUCCUCUCAGAUGUCCCCCAGGGGGCUGAGAGGCCUCACCCGGAGAGACAAAAAGAAACUCCACACGCUAUACUGCUCGGCCUCCAUCCCUCAAAGAGAACUGCUGGCACAGCCCUGCCCCAGCCCCAAACAGCAGCCCCAGGGUGGAGGGUGCUGCCUGUGAUAGGUAGUGAGCUCUCUGUCUCAGGGAUGAACAAGCAAAGUCUGGGCCACUUCUUGGCAGGCUGCCUGGAGGAGUCACACUGGAUGACUCCUGAGGCCAUUCCGACUCUCAGGGGUCUGGGGCUUUGGUUCCCUGAGUCUCAGACAGCUCAGGGCCCAGAGGUACUGCGAGGGGCCCACAGGCCCUGUCCCAGUGCUACCUGGGAAGGCCCCAGGUGCAGAGGCUGUCAAUCUGACAGGUGGAUGCGGGGGUGGGAGUGGCAUGGCUGACCCCGGCUUUGCUCAAGUCGGUACUUGCACCUGGGCGGGGAGUCCAGCUGACAGUGGGAGGGACGGCUGCUCCUUCUACCACCAAGGGGCGGAGCCUGAGACCGGCCCUGCUUCUAGAGACCCUCGGAGCCCAGCAGGGGCGUAGCCCUGUUCUGCUGUGACUGUCCCCGGACCACAGAUCCUCAUUCUGAGCUUCCUACAAUUACAAAGAUUGUCCCAUCCAGCGCCCCCAUGACCCAGAGUGGGGGUCCAGUCCCUGUAGGGGCAGAAGCACAGACAUGUCUGCCAGGAGGGGCCCAGGGGCUGCACUCAGCCCUGAAUCCCCAUCUGUCUGCUUGGAUUGAUGGGCGCCUCCCGGCCGAGUGCACGAACAUGCCAUGUUGCACUGAGAGCUGGAAACGUGUCCAGGAAGCCUCCAGAGAGAGGCCCAGGGCUCAGGGCCAGCUUCUGGUGUCUUGUUCUGAGUAUCCCAAGAUUAAACUAAUUGCUGAAUGAAA
Messenger RNA from Diceros bicornis minor, 3209 nucleotides. It is a transcript of the gene CD6, whose product is annotated as CD6 molecule. The transcript is spliced from 13 exons. Gene Ontology annotation, cellular component: membrane. The record is from RefSeq and is a predicted model, not a curated record. NCBI's taxonomy places the organism in Eukaryota, Metazoa, Chordata, Mammalia, Perissodactyla, Rhinocerotidae. The coding region runs from base 185 to 2203 and encodes 672 amino acids.